Apodemus sylvaticus (European woodmouse) is the source of this 135-nucleotide messenger RNA. Its product is annotated as thymosin beta-10-like. Gene Ontology annotation, biological process: regulation of cell migration; actin filament organization. The coding region runs from base 1 to 135 and encodes 44 amino acids. Gene Ontology annotation, cellular component: cytoplasm. The transcript has a single exon. Lineage: Eukaryota; Metazoa; Chordata; Mammalia; Rodentia; Muridae. Gene Ontology annotation, molecular function: actin monomer binding. The record is from RefSeq and is a predicted model, not a curated record.
AUGGCGGACAAGCUGGACACGGGAGAAAUCGCCAGCUUUGAUAAGGCCAAGCUGAAGAAAACCGAGAUGCAGGGGAAGAACACCCUGCCGACCAAAGAGACCACUGAACAAGAAAAGAGGAGUGAAACCUCCUAA